UUGCCUGACUCCUGUAUCUAGAGCUUCUAAUUUGAGCUCCUUGGGGAUUUUCUUUCUUACCUUAUAAACAAAUCCACACCUGGUUGUCUGGAUACAAACCUUCUCCAGAGCGGCUCCAUCAACAACAGGUACCCUGCUGGGUCUAGGGGAAGUGAGGACAGCGACGCCUACCUCCUGAGGCUUCACAGAAGGCCCUUCCAGGUGCGUUGGACCUGAGACCGUGUAUUAUUUAUUGAAACUGAGCCCUCCUCUCUCUUCACCUCCGGGCAGCCCUGGAAUCUGGUGCUCCUAACAUGGAGCCACCAGCGGCUGAGCUGCAAGGAUCCGUAGAUGUCCCUUGCUUUUGUUCUUGUUCUGGUCAGUAAUUGCAAACUAAUGCCACCCAGCUUUUUAAGCAAAUCUUGGAGAGUAACCGGAAAUGACAGGAGAGCAUCUGAUAGAAGGACCCCUCUCUCGUUUGGGUCUGCUCCACAAGGAUUCGAGCUUUCUUUAAGGGAUCUCUCCACUCUGGUGCAUAUACGAAUGAAACUCAGAUGGCAGCAGUGGCCUCUUUGCACUGUGUGACUAGAGUGACGGCUUGACUGUGAUAUACGCCUUUGCAGGCUUUGUCUCCGGCAGGAAAAUGGGGCAUCGGAAAAUGACCUUUCUUGUUACUUAUGACAUCUGUGUCUGGCAAACCAGGGGACUCUUUGCAUUUGGGUAACAAAGACAUUUGGAAUAUACGCCACUUGAUUUUCCAUGUUGGUGAAACUGCUGUUGGUCACCUCAACUGUCCUGCAUGUUGCCAUGCUAAAAACACCUAAGGGUAAAAAUGUCUCCUGGGGUUCGGCAGACUCCUACACCAGCCGCCCAUCCGAUUCAGAUGUGUCUUUGGAAGAGGACCGGGAGGCAGUACGUAGAGAAGCUGAGCGGCAGGCCCAGGCACAGUUGGAAAAAGCAAAGACAAAACCUGUUGCGUUUGCAGUUCGGACCAAUGUCAGGUACAGCGCAGCCCAGGAGGAUGAUGUUCCGGUGCCAGGCAUGGCCAUCUCAUUCGAGGCAAAAGAUUUUCUGCAUGUUAAGGAAAAAUUUAAUAAUGACUGGUGGAUAGGACGAUUGGUUAAAGAAGGCUGUGAAAUCGGAUUUAUUCCAAGCCCGGUCAAACUAGAAAACAUGAGGCUACAGCAUGAACAGAGAGCCAAGCAAGGGAAAUUCUACUCCAGUAAAUCAGGAGGAAAUUCAUCAUCCAGUCUGGGUGACAUAGUACCUAGCUCCAGAAAAUCGACACCUCCAUCAUCUGCUAUAGAUAUAGAUGCUACUGGCUUAGAUGCAGAAGAGACUGAUAUUCCAGCAAACCACCGCUCCCCUAAGCCCAGUGCAAACAGUGUAACAUCACCCCACUCCAAAGAGAAAAGAAUGCCCUUCUUUAAGAAGACAGAGCACACUCCUCCUUAUGAUGUGGUACCUUCCAUGCGACCAGUGGUCCUAGUGGGCCCUUCUCUGAAGGGGUAUGAGGUUACAGAUAUGAUGCAAAAAGCACUGUUCGAUUUUUUAAAACACAGAUUUGAAGGGCGGAUAUCCAUCACAAGAGUCACUGCUGACAUCUCCCUCGCCAAACGCUCAGUGUUAAACAAUCCCAGUAAGCAUGCAAUAAUAGAAAGAUCCAACACAAGGUCAAGCUUAGCGGAAGUUCAGAGUGAAAUCGAAAGGAUUUUUGAACUUGCAAGAACACUACAAUUGGUAGUCCUUGAUGCAGAUACGAUUAAUCACCCAGCUCAACUCAGUAAGACCUCUUUGGCCCCUAUUAUAGUGUAUGUAAAGAUUUCUUCUCCUAAGGUUUUACAAAGGUUAAUAAAAUCUCGAGGGAAAUCUCAAGCAAAACACCUCAAUGUCCAGAUGGUAGCAGCUGAUAAACUGGCCCAGUGUCCUCCGCAGGAGUCAUUUGAUGUGAUCUUGGAUGAGAACCAGCUUGAGGAUGCUUGUGAGCAUCUUGCCGACUAUCUGGAGGCCUACUGGAAGGCCACCCACCCACCCAGCAGUAACCUCCCCAACCCUCUCCUUAGCCGAACUUUAGCCACUUCAACUUUACCUAUGAGCCCCACCCUAGCAUCUAAUUCACAGGGUUCUCAAGGUGAUCAGAGGACUGAUCGCUCUGCUCCCCGGUCUGCUUCCCAAGCUGAAGAAGAACCUUGUCUGGAACCAGUCAAGAAAUCCCAACAUCGUUCUUCCUCCUCAGCCACACACCAAAACCACCGCAGUGGGACAGGUCGAGGCCUCUCUAGGCAAGAGACAUUUGACUCUGAAACCCAGGAGAGCCGAGACUCUGCCUAUGUGGAGCCAAAGGAAGAUUAUUCACAUGAACAUGUGGACCACUACGCCCCACACCGUGAACAUAACCACAGAGACGAGACCCACAGCAGUAAUGGCCACAGACACAGGGAGUCUCGCCACCGCUCCAGGGACGUGGGUCGAGAGCAGGACCACGAGUGCAACAAACAACGAGGCCGGCAUAAAUCUAAGGAUCGCUACUGUGACAAGGAAGGGGAAGUAAUAUCCAAGAGAAGGAACGAGGCUGGCGAGUGGAACAGAGACGUCUACAUCCGCCAAUGACCAUGUGUGUUCCUGCCCCCACGUCUUGUGUAACAUCAUCCUUAAGCAAAAUCUUUGGGGGUACAUUGCAACCAUCUGUGAUCUGUCUUGUAUAUUUUGUAUUGCUGUUGCUUGAAUAGCAAUAGCAUGCAAUCAAGUAUUAAUACACAUUCUUUUGUAAGUACCACAUAAAUUGGCCUAGUCCAGCUGCAGUCCUCCACUUUUACUCUGGACUCUUCCAAAGCUGUUUGGGGUAGCUGCCACUUAACAGAGUGGCUUCUGAAAUGUAGUUAAUGUAUCCAAUGAGCCAGACGCAGCACAGAUAACCAGUGGAAUUUCUCCAGAUUUUUAAUACCCAGAUACCUGACCUGUCAUUCUUUCAUGGACCACUGUUUCUUGCUUGAACCUCUGGCUGACUAAAUUUGGGGACAGAUUCAGUCUUGCCUUACACAAAGGGGAUUAUAAAGUUAGAAUCUAUUUUCUAUGUACUAGUACUGUGUACUGUAUAGACAGUUUGUAAAUGUUAUUUCUGCAAACACCUUAUUAUAAUUAUAUAUAAUAUAUAUAUAUAUAUAUAUAUAUCAGUUUGAUCACACCAUUUUAGGGUCUUAAUGCCAAGUCAGCAGAUUUGCUUUAUGAAUCACAGGGACUAGAAAUGCCCACAUUCAGGAAAUUUCUAAUAAAAUUGUCUAGACACCUCUCCCCAUUCUAAAAGAGAGCCUGUACAUAUUGUAAAUAUGUGUGAUUGCUUGACUUGAGGUUUGAUUUCUGAAUGUUAUCCCAUCCUUUGAAGUUUUUAAUUUUAACCAUAAAUUAUGGUAACUAUAACCAAACUCCAGAGGUUUUCUACUCCAUACAGUCCACAACUGACUGUGACAAACACGUCCUUAGCAGCUAGUGUCUGCUAUGGUCACUGCACUGGAGUAUCCAAGCCGAAGCCGCCGUGUGCACAUGAGUGAGUGUGUGAGUGACCGAGAUGAAGUGGUAUACAGAAGACUUAAUGCAGAAACCAGAGGCUGAUGGCUGAGAAGUCUGCUCACCUGGCUUAGUAUUUAAUUGUGUCUCAUGUUGCUUUAAAAACCCACGGAGCAGCCAGGGAAUGUGAAGAAGCUUGCUGCCAAAGGUAACUAGGGGAGCACUCAUCUGCUGCCUCCUUGCUUUACUCCUGAAAAGAGGAAACACGGGCAUCUUGUACUGUGAGUGUUCCACUGGAAACGUACAAUCUUGUGUGUCAGAGUAUUUUGUUUUAGUAAGAAAUGUUUACACAGCUUGUGCAAUUAUUUCGUAGGGAAAUAAAUUUUUAUAACUUAUCCCUCCUCACUUUCCACCCUUGCCUACUGCUCCUGUUGUGCAUCGUCAGUUCCCUACUGGUCUUCUCCCGGAAUCCACCCCAACAGUUUCACUGUCCAUCAGAGCCCAGAAGUGCUUCUUAUAACCUAAGUUUCUGCUAAGUCCUUAGACAUUAUCAGGGCAGAAUGGAAUGACUUGAAGUGAAAAAAGCUAAGAAUAUUUUCCUACAUGAGACAUCUACUCUGAAGGAGAACCUAGAGACACUUUCUUUGCGCCUCAAUUUGCCUGCUUUAAGAAGUGUACAAUGCUCUUAUGCUAAGGCUAUAAAACCUGUAUCUCUCAGGAGUCCAGUGCUGAUGGAUAGGUAAGACUGUAUUAGCUGCACGGGCCACUAGCAUUUGAAGCUUUUCCCAAGAAAAUGCCUAUCUGCGAUUACCCAACCACAUCCAUAUAUCACUAAAACAAAUAAUGGUUAUAAUAAAUAUAUUUUUUUGAUUUGUUUCCUGGUAUUCCAGGUUUUUCCCAAAUAUUCUUAGGCAUUUAUAAGUAAAGCAAUUUUGUAUUUAAAUCAGUAUCAAGCUUAAUACUUUACCCUAUACCCAAGAAAACAAACAUUUAAAAUAUGAAUUGUAUACAUAUUGUACCAGUGUUUUACAUGCUUAUAAAAUGAAAAUUUCCCCCUUAGAAUCAGCACUAUAUUACUUAUAGAAUUCACAGACUAUAUGUCAAUUAAUCUGACCCAAAUUAAGAGUGUUUUCAUAAAAUACCAUGUAAGUAAUUUCACAGAUGUUUAAAGGUGAUCUGACCCCUUCCUGUAUGCUACUGUAUCCAAUGGAAUGGCUUUGAGGCACUCAGACUCAUGGAGGAUGCUGGUUCUCUCACUUGCUGUUACCACUCAUCCCUUCAGAAAAUCGCUGUGAUGGUGUCCCCCUGUUUAAGUUGUACUCAGUUCUUAGGUCCUCACUUCCCUCUGAAUAUGCUUCUGCACAUCAAAGCACUCCUCUAGUUUGCUAAAGGAGCUGACAUGGGGCACAUCUGUGGAAGGCUGCACACUGGGUCUAUGUCGGCAGUAUGAAGCAGAUCUAGAAAUAAGAAAAUAAUCCCAAUGAAGACGGAGGUAUUUACUGACUUGUGGAAUGUAAUGCCAGUCUUUUUCACAAGCAAAGGCUUAAUCCUAACCUACUCAGUUGUAGAAUCCUUAUUUCUUUUUUCUGUAGUCAACCCAGGAAAUGCUGGAAAUAGAGUUAAUAGUGUUAUACUUCUCUGUCAGUCAUUUUAGUUUUUCCUAUGCUCUUUCUCUACUGCUCUUUUACUUAACUGAGACCAAAAAAAGGUGCUGCUAAAUGUAGGAUGUCUUACAGUCAUACUGUACUUCAAGACAAUGCCACAUUUUAUAUUAUCUGCUCUGCAUUCCUGUUAAACACGUAUUGUCACGACACUAAACUGUUUAAUGAACUUGUUUUAAAGUCAUUCUUGACACUGUUUACCAGGGGUACUAAUUGCCAUUUGAGGAAUGAAUAUGUUAGAUUCCACACUUACCAUGUGGAACAUUGUCAUUCUUUUCCCCUUAUGUCUAAUUCAAGAAAAAAAAAACAAAAACAAGGUAGGUAAAAAUUUUUACAGUAUAAACCAGAGGCAUCUUCUUCCCACCUAAAUUCAACCUGUAGAAUAAUCCCGAUUCAUACCUAGAAGCUUAUUUCAUGUUUGAGAGGACCCACAGCUUCCCUGUCUGCUCAGUGAGGUGCUGCCGCUCCUCCUUGAUGCUCUGGACUUAUUCCAGCAAGUGGAGUACUGCUGGCUCUCUGUCUUAUUAACUGCUUUCUUCACUUUGCUAAAAUCUAACAUAGGGUCCUAGUUAACAUGUAUUUACCAUUGAAUUAAAUAUUUUUCUGUUUUCAUAGAAAUAAUCUAUAUUAAAACUAUGUUAAAAAGAUAUA
Onychomys torridus (southern grasshopper mouse) is the source of this 5795-nucleotide messenger RNA. RefSeq names its product calcium voltage-gated channel auxiliary subunit beta 2 (gene Cacnb2). Gene Ontology annotation, biological process: regulation of voltage-gated calcium channel activity; chemical synaptic transmission; calcium ion transmembrane transport. NCBI's taxonomy places the organism in Eukaryota, Metazoa, Chordata, Mammalia, Rodentia, Cricetidae. The transcript is spliced from 13 exons. Gene Ontology annotation, cellular component: voltage-gated calcium channel complex. The record is from RefSeq and is a predicted model, not a curated record. Bases 739 to 2589 code for a protein of 616 amino acids. Gene Ontology annotation, molecular function: protein binding; high voltage-gated calcium channel activity.